This is a messenger RNA of Mya arenaria, 5436 nucleotides long. RefSeq lists its product as uncharacterized. The record is from RefSeq and is a predicted model, not a curated record. NCBI's taxonomy places the organism in Eukaryota, Metazoa, Mollusca, Bivalvia, Myida, Myidae. Gene Ontology annotation, molecular function: protein binding. Bases 221 to 3145 code for a protein of 974 amino acids. The transcript has 2 exons.
UGUACUGUACAGUAUUAUUUUUUAAAUACGAUUUUAAUCGGAAAUACACUAAAUCGUUCAUUCUACCCACAUUGACUCUAAUUUUGGAUAUUCAAUGUUAAUUUUGACAAUACGUGGCUUAAAAUGUGUUGUACGUGUGUAACCCAUCUUGGUUGUAACCAUGCUCGAAAUCAUUAUCCAUCAGUUGUUGAUUAAGCGAUGCACGUUGUGCUAGUAUCAGAUGUCUGCGAUGUCAUCCGGACCGUCCACGUCAACUGCUGGUGGGGCCGUGGUUCCGCGGGAUGAGGGACCCGUGAAGAGAAUCACCUACCCCGUGACCAGCAAGGCCCAAGACAUCUUGAACACACUGAAUGGACACCGCAAGGACGGCACAUUCUGUGACAUACAGCUUAAAGUUUCUGAAUCUAAGACGGUCUUUGCCCACAAAGCCAUUCUUGCACAGAGCAGCCCUUUCUUUGAAGGCAUGUUUUUAGGAGCGUUUAUCGAGGCAACCAGUGAUGUCGUAGACGUGUCUCACCUUGCAGACAGUACUGAUGUCAUAGAAAACGUCAUCAAUAGUUUCUAUGGGCAGUCAUUUGAAGUUAAUGACACGAAUGUUUAUGAAAUAAUCAACAUUGCCAACAUGUUGUUUCUUGAUGAUAUGAAGUUUCAAUGCACGAGGGUUUUGGAAGGAGUUAUUUCCAUACACAACAUUACAGCUAUGCUGACGAUGGCCAUCAAUUUUGACAUGAGAGCACUUACAGCGAAGCUUCGUCCAAUCAUAGAAUCAAGAUUUCACGAUCACAUAAUGUUUCAGGAAGACAUUACCGAGCUUAACAACCUUGGUUUUGAGCAGUUGUUACCAAUCAUAAAAUCUGAAUACAUUUCAAGAAAAGCUGACUACAUUAAAUUCAUUCUAAAGUGGUUUAUGAAAUCGGAAAGUGAUGACCGAGCUAAACUUUUAAUUAAAGCUGUACGGAUGAUAAAAUUCAGGAUGAACAGAAGAUCUUUCGUGGACUGCAAUGAAACCAUUGAAGAAGUCUUAAACGAAAUAGACAGUGUAAAUUUUGAUGUAAACGAUCAAUUGAAGUCUGAAGUACGCCAAACAUUCUCUGGGUUGAUUCCAUCAGAGUACAUGAAAAAUGGAACACCGCCCCCUGCGCAAUCAUCUGAUAUGCAAGAUGAAGACCUUGACGACUCGGAGCUAGAAGAUGAGCCGGUGAAAGUUAGGAACGAGUUUGACUACGUAUGGCCUGUCUAUGGACCAAGAACGCGUAAGGAAGGUUACUCUCUUGAAGAACAGGAGAUGUACAAUCAACAUCACGAAGAGAUGGUCGAAAGAGAGCAACACCGGAUAUGGGCCGCAAAGUAUCCCAUGGAACUCACUAGAAGAGAUCCUGACCCAGAAAGACCUAAGAAAAUCAAACGCCAGCCUCAUCCGAAGCCCCAUAAGACACGGAAUUUCCGAGUAAAACCGGAAAUAGAAAUUAAGGAAGAGGCACGGUUGAUACGUUCAUUGGUUGUGUUAGCUCCGACGUCCGUUGGUGGGGUAAUAUCUAACGACACGGUUGACAUCACAGCUUUCAUUCCAAGGAAGAGGGGAUGGUAUAAAAUAGGAACUCUGAACUUGAAUAGUCUAACUAGGGCGUUUCCGAACCCCAAUAGAACCACUGGGAGCCGUCCUCGACCAGGGGCUAGCGGUCGCCGCCGGGACAAGGAAGAUCGAGAUCGUUAUCCUUUUGAUGACGGCGACGAAUUACCCGAUAGCGACGAUGAUGAGGAGGAGUUUAUACGAAUGUCGAUGAUGAUGGGGAGGCACGAUAUUCCAGAAAUGAUGAUGAUGAUGCGACACGCACCAAGCUCACGGCGACAUCGUUUACUUGAGGAGGCGGCAAGGGGCAGAAUGCCGUCGUUCAUGAUGCGGAAAAUGAUGGGAAUGGGGAUGGAUGAAGACUUACCACAUAUGCACCUGCGCGAGAUGAUGAGAAUGGCUCCACAUAUGCUUGAUCCUCGUCGCCAGAACGGUAGGGAUAACUCAGUACCAAGUCUGAGAGAUGACAACAAGUGGAAGAUGCUCUACUUUCGACAUAAGCUGUAUUUUACCCACGACCAGGUCUGUGCGUCGGUUUUCUGUUACGAUAUCGAUAACAGGAACUGGUCUCGAUCGAAUAUGUCACUGGACGUCGCUAACCCUGAAUCCACUCAUCGAUUAAAAGAAGAAAUUGCAGAUGGGAUAGAGCUUGCAUUAAUGGGUCGCACGGUGUAUGCAGCUGUAAGGAUAGUCAUUAUGGACAACGAGCGCGAGUACCGACAUGGGCGUUAUGACGAGGAGGAGGAAGACCCGACGCGAUCAUGCAAUGUCUUGCACAAGCUGUACAAAAUGUCCGGAGAAGGGAGUGGCGCAUCGUGGACGUAUGUAAUGUCAACAAGUUCGCACUACACGUCUAUUCCAAAGGACAAGAUUAAAAAGAAGGACGACAAAGACAAACUGGACCGCGACCGACGCCGGGAGUACGAGAUGAUGGCAAUGAUGGCAAGAAUACCGCAACCAUUACGACCGGGUUGUUUUAAGACAACUCUUUACGUUGAAAAUGACGAAACAUUGUACAUACUGACAUCGCAUAAGAGCGAGAAAAAUGAUGAAAAGGUUGCACGAUUUAGAAUGAACACCUGUGACGUUGUUUACUUGGACCUGAAAGAGUGUUUUGACGGACACGCUCAAAGUUACAAUAACUACGUAGGCAAGUUGACACCGGUAGAAUCAGACGGGCUCGUGUACAUGCUAAAUGACUGGCUGGAACACAAUAUCCGCAUAGAUCUCGAUAUACCGAUUGACCAGUACGGGGACAGGAUGAAGGACAACGGGAGAGGCUGCCAGGGCGAGGUCAGCGAUUUCGAUGAGGCGCUCAAAAGGUACCCUCGCGUUCCCUGCCUCGCAGUUGGAGACGGGAAGUCGAUGUGGGUGCUAGACGGUCAAGAUAACAACACGAGCAGUCUGCUGGAAGUCACCGUGAACGCGUUCCGUCUCGUGGGGCAGCACGAGAAGGAAUUCACGCAGCACACGCCACCCCCGUACCGCGCCUUCACGAUUGCCUGCGGCGCCGGCAUAGACAAGGCUAUUGUGCGGACCCUUACGCCAUCGUUAAAAUAUCAGCAUGGAGAGUGAGUGUCGGUUAAAUAAACGACGUCAUGCAAAUACAUCUUGACGAAUUAAGAAAACUGUAUGUCAUGAUUUUGUAAUGUAAUGGUGUGUUGAAUUAGUCUCCAGCUUAAAAAACACACUAUGGAACCUGUGCAAACUAUUUUUAUGCCCCCGAAGGCGGGCAUAUUAAAAUCGCACCGUCCGUCCGUGUGUCCGGCUCAAUAACUCGUGUCCGGGCUGCAACUUUCCCUUGUAUGGACAGAUUUUAAAAUAAAUUGCCACAUGUGUUCGGCAUACCAAGACGACGCGUCGCGUGCAAGAACCGUGUCCCUACCUCUUAGGUCAAGGUCACACUUAGGUGUUUAUUCACAAUGGAAUGCUGCAUAUAAGGACAUAGAGUAUAGGUUGUCGUGUCUGGGCUGUAACUUUCCCUUGUAUGGACAGAUUUUUAAAUAACUUGCCACAUGUAUUCGGCAUACCAAGACGACGUGUCGCGUGCAAGACCCGUGUCCCUACCUCUUAGGUCAAGGUCACACUUUGUGUUUAUUCACAAUGGAACGCUGCAUAUAAGGACAUAGAGUAUAGGUUGUCGUGUCCGGGCUGUAACUUUCCCUUGUAUGGCCAGAUUUUAAAAUAACUUGCCACAUGUGUUCGGCAUACCAAGAACCGUGUCCCUACCUCUUAGGUCAAGGUCACACUUAGGUGUUUAUUCACAAUGGAGUGCUGCAUAUAAGGACAUAGAGUAUAGGUUGUCGUGUCCGGGCUGUAACUUUCCCUUGUAUGGACAGAUUUUAAAAUAACUUGCCACAUGUGUUCGGCAUACCAAGACGACGUGUCGCGUGCAAAACCCGUGUCCCUACCUAUUAGGUCAAGGUCACACUUUGUGUUUAUUCACAAUGGAAUGCUGCAUAUAAGGACAUAGAGUAUAGGUUGUCGUGUCCGGGCUGUUACUUUCUCUUGUAUGGACAGAUUUUAAAAUAACUUGCCACAUGUGUUCGACAUACCAAGACGACGUGUCGCGUGCAAGACCCGUGUCCCUACCUCUAAGGUCAAGGUCACACUUAGGUGUUUAUUCACAAUGGAGUGCUGCAUAUAAGGACAUAGAGUAUAGGUUGUCGUGUCCGGGCUGUAACUUUCCCUUGUAUGGACAGAUUUUAAAAUAACUUGCCACAUGUGUUCGGCAUACCAAGACGACGUGUCGCGUGCAAAACCCGUGUCCCUACCUAUUAGGUCAAGGUCACACUUUGUGUUUAUUCACAAUGGAAUGCUGCAUAUAAGGACAUAGAGUAUAGGUUGUCGUGUCCGGGCUGUUACUUUCUCUUGUAUGGACAGAUUUUAAAAUAACUUGCCACAUGUGUUCGACAUACCAAGACGACGUGUCGCGUGCAAGACCCGUGUCCCUACCUCUAAGGUCAAGGUCACACUUAGGUGUUUAUUCACAAUGGAAUGCUGCAUAUAAUGACAUAGAGUAUAGAUUAUCGUGUCCGGGCUGUAACUUUCCCUUGUAUGGACCGAUUUUAAAAUAACUUGCCACAUGUGUUCGGCAUACCAAGACGACGUGUCGGGUGCAAGAACCGUGUCCCUACCUCUUAGGUCAAGGUCACACUUAGUGUUUAUUCACAAUGGAAUGCUGCAUAUAAGGACAUAAGAAUGUAGGUUGUCAAGUAUGGGUGGUAUUUUUUUAUGUUCAGAGGCAAUUUGAAAUAACUUGCCAUAUGUAUUUGUUUGAUCUUUAACUUUUCAUGUACUGACCUUGUUCAUAGGUCAAUGUCACAUUCGGGGGCAUUCGUCACAUACUGUGACAGCUAUUGUUUCCAACUUAUUAACUCAUACCCAAUUAUGUUGCCAUGAUAAUAUUUAACCAGUGAUUGAAUGUGGUGAUAUUUUGAAGCGAAACACGAUUAAGGUGAGAGGUAUAAAUAUUAGCUUUAAGCCUUAAUUAUCAUGUAUGUAAUUUAUGUAUUUGCUUAAUUUACUUGUGUACAAUAAAUAUUGUUUAAACCAAAAACGAUGUCAAAGGUUGGUUACAUCUUAAAACGUUAUCCUUUAAUACAAUACAGAGAUUGAAGAAUGAUUCUGAUAGUUGUAUUGUUUGGGAACGUUACUGACCUAUUAUAAAACACAUCCUUACCAUUUGCAUUUUAUCUGUUGAUUUCCUGGAUGAAUUAUACUAUACACUCUUGCGCACAGUGGUCAUAAAUUGGCUCAUGGAGAGCAAUAUUUGAUAUGCACAUAUAUAUAUAGAGAGAGAUCCGAUUUUUCUACCUUCUGUACCCUGUGCGUAGGAGUGUAUACUGUGUAAAUUACAAAUAAAG